GCGAGUGAUUCUAGAAUAGAUAGUAAUAUAUGUUCUGUGAAUACUUUGGAAUAAAGUAUUUUUUGGGUCUUAACUGCAAGAAUAAACAAACUUCUUUUUUUAAUUUUCUUUUUUUUUUGUUUCCUAGUUAAACUUUUACCGCCCCCUGUGUUUUGAAAAUGAGUCUACUUCCAUAGCAACCUGCAGUGUGUCUGUAAUUACACAGAGGUUUGUGGCUGCCCGAAUGUUCAAAUGUGACGUUCCCACUAGACUUUCUGGGUUGCCAGUUUAUAAAAACCUGUACAGGUGUUUGUAUUUUUAAUGUGAACAAUGUGUGGAGUAAUUUCAACAGAGUUUCCUCAUCUUACUGCUGGCAAUUUUGAGAACUCUCUGGCCUCUGAUGAUGUAUUGGCUCACUUCUUCAAUGACUUCUUAAGUCUGCCGUCUUUCCCAGAGGCUUUGCUGUACAAUCAGGAGUCCGGACAGUUUGAAGUAGUGAAUGGAGAAGCUGAGUUUGUCUCCAGAAGAAUCCGAUCAGUCCUACAUUGCAGCAAAUCACAACUUCUUACUGGUGAUCCCACAGCCCUGGCCAAAACCCCUCCAGUAGACAACCAUUAUACUAUCUGUUGCCUGGACAGAGAGCAAGGAAUUCAGUGGAUCAUCGAAGAAAGGUUGCCCUUUUUCCUUCAAAGUGAUUGCUACAAUGAAUACAGGUAGUACAAGCUGUUUUUGUAAAAAAAACAAAUGUAGU
Molecule: messenger RNA, 730 nt
Organism: Etheostoma spectabile (orangethroat darter)
Lineage: Eukaryota; Metazoa; Chordata; Actinopteri; Perciformes; Percidae
Product: regulator of G-protein signaling 22-like
Exons: 5
Coding region: 310-696 (128 amino acids)
Biological process (GO): regulation of signal transduction
Cellular component (GO): cytoplasm; nucleus
Molecular function (GO): G-protein alpha-subunit binding
Source: RefSeq, a predicted model, not a curated record